Molecule: messenger RNA, 1436 nt
Organism: Drosophila rhopaloa
Lineage: Eukaryota; Metazoa; Arthropoda; Insecta; Diptera; Drosophilidae
Exons: 3
Coding region: 147-1388 (413 amino acids)
Source: RefSeq, a predicted model, not a curated record
AAACUAGACCUCCACCAAUAGAAACGCAUACACAUUUGUGGAUUUAAUACCUUUUAAACGAAGGUAGAAAAGGCAAUUCGCCCAGAAGUUUUGGGGAAUCUAUUCAGUCGCCAAUUGGCCUCGCAGAAACACAAUCCACUAUAGCAAUGGGCGAAGUUCCGAAAGUCACCGACCUGGCACAGGUGAUCGAGCCCCACCUGCCGGAGGGCUCUACUCUAGAAUCGUAUGCCAGUCGUUACCUAACUAAGCCCGGAGAUAACUACGGGAGUAUUAUGUUGGCCGUACAGGCAAAAAUUCGCAGUGCAGACGGUGCCACUCGGGAGCUGCCACUGAUAGCCAAGCUGCCACCCCUCACCAACGACCUUUACUGGCAGAUUUUCCAGCCCGAGCGGACCUGCAUCACGGAGAACGCGGUCUAUCAGUACCUAUCACCCGAGCUGGACAAGCUGCAGCUACAGGCGGGUGUCCUGCCCGCUCUACUUUUCGAUGGCUUCCCGCGAUACUACGGCUCCCGCAUCUCGCUCGAUUCCCGGUCUUCAAAGGUGGACCGCGAUGCCGUUCUCGUCCAGGAGAACGUCACGGUGCACGGCUACCAGCCGGGUAACAGGCACAGGGCGUACAAUCUGGCGGAAACCAUUCUCGUUCUGCACUACUUGGCCCAGUACCACGCCCUGCCCAUCGCUCUGCGUCUGAAGAAGCCGCAGUUGUACGAGGAAUAUGUGCGACCCUUCUUCAAGAAGUUUGAUAUGAACACCAAUAUUGAUCAGGCGGAGAGGGACCAAAUGAACAAUGAGCUUCUGAAGGACAUUAAGGCGGCGACCAGUGAUGAGAGCGACGUGAGUCGUAUCAAGGAGCUGAUGGCUAUGUAUGACGCCUUUCAAGCCGGCAAGGAUGUGGACGAUGGCCUCUUUACCACCCUUGUUCAUGGAGACCUAUGGAUCAACAAUAUGAUGCUGAAGUACGACGAACAGGGCACUCCAAUCAAGGUGAAAAUCGUUGACUUCCAAAUCGCGCAGUACGGAUCUUUGGUGCACGAUAUCAUCUUUCUGCUAUUUUCAAGUGUGGACGUAAAUGUUUUGGAGGAGAACUAUUACAAUUUCCUGCGCAUUUACUACGACGCCUUCAUUCAGACUCUGAGUGUCGUGAAUGUGGACACCAGCAACUAUACAUACGAGAUAUUUCUCGAAGAGGUGCAAAAAGUGGCACACUUUCAGCUGCCUCAUGCCAUCUUUAUGAUGAAGGUAAUCCUGGCUGAUAACAGCACGAUUCCCGACGACUAUAAAGACGUGGACUUUUCAGUGCUGUCCAAGAAUACUGGAAUUAAAACAAUUGUGACGAAAUUCGAGGCAAUCUUACGACUGGCAAAAAAGUUUAACAUUUUUUAUUAAUUUUAUUUUGCUUAAUAGCAAGUCACGAAAAUAAAUAUUUGAUUAUUA